AUGCGGACUUCACGGGCUUCUAGAGAUACAGCCAAGGUCCUGGAGGCACUGUCGCCCCCGGCGCGCCGCUCAACACGCAACUCCUCGCUCCAUCCGAGUGCGCUGCGCAACUUCGCUUUCACUGGUGACUCAACCAUCAAGACCGAGUCAAUUCCGACAAUUGCACAACUCUCCCCUGCGAGAAGUGACGAUGAGUCCUCACUUUCCUCCGCCAACACUGCCGACAUUGAAGAUCUCAUCGAGCCCCCUACGAAACGUCAGAAACGCAAUACCAGUCCUCUCAAGCCAGCACAGACUCGCACACCCCGGAAAUCCCAAGCCCGCCAGCCCGCCGUGAAAAAGGAGCCGACCGUGAAGGAUGACCCGGAUGUGAAAAGUACCCCGGCCAAGGCCCGACGAAUGCCUGCGCGGAAAAGGAGAGACGCGGAUGGGACCGUUGUCGUGGAGCCUCCGUCAAAUUGGGAGACAAUGUAUAACACUGUGAAAAAGAUGCGCGAGGAUAAUCCCACUGCACCGGUCGAUACGAUGGGCUGUGCAGAAUUGUACUGGAGAGCAUCUUCGCCGAAGGACCGUCGGUUUCAGACCCUCGUCGCACUGAUGCUCUCAUCUCAAACGAAAGAUACCGUCACGGCCGUCGCGAUGCAACGACUACACACGGAACUCGGCGAGCAGGAUCCAAAUAUCAAAGCGGAAGUCAAAUUGGAGGAGGAAGUCAAGAUCAAGCUUGAAGACGCGGAGGCGAAACCCGAGCCGACAAAGGAUAGCACGUUGAAUCUGGACAACAUUCUCACCGUAUCACCCACGCGACUCAACGAAUUGAUCGAGAAAGUCGGAUUCCACAACAAUAAAACCAAAUAUAUCAAAUCCGCCGCACUCAUCCUGCGAGACCAAUUCGAAGGCGAUAUCCCGUCCACACCGGAAGGACUCAUGUCCCUGCCAGGCGUUGGUCCGAAAAUGGCUUACCUCUGCAUGAGUGCGGCAUGGGGUAAGCAUGAGGGGAUCGGUGUCGAUGUGCACGUCCACCGUAUCACCAAUCUCUGGGGUUGGAAUAAGACCAAGAAUCCCGAGGAGACUCGUAUGGCGCUUCAAUCGUGGCUCCCGCGCGAUAAGUGGCAUGAGAUUAAUAAACUGUUGGUUGGGCUCGGGCAGACCGUUUGUUUACCGGUGAAACGGAGAUGUGGGGAGUGUUACCUUGCUGGGACGAAGCUUUGUAAGAGCGAGGUUAGGGGCCUUGCUUCGCCAGUUAAGGCAGAGGUGAAGGUGAAGGCGAAGGAGAAGGAGAGUAACGAGGAACCCAAGGUCAAGAUUGAAGCUGUAUGA
Penicillium waksmanii is the source of this 1320-nucleotide messenger RNA. Its product is annotated as endonuclease III domain-containing protein. The record is from RefSeq and is a predicted model, not a curated record. The transcript has a single exon. Gene Ontology annotation, molecular function: oxidized pyrimidine nucleobase lesion DNA N-glycosylase activity; DNA-(apurinic or apyrimidinic site) endonuclease activity; DNA binding. Bases 1 to 1320 code for a protein of 439 amino acids. Lineage: Eukaryota; Fungi; Ascomycota; Eurotiomycetes; Eurotiales; Aspergillaceae. Gene Ontology annotation, cellular component: nucleus. Gene Ontology annotation, biological process: base-excision repair, AP site formation; nucleotide-excision repair; base-excision repair.